Molecule: messenger RNA, 2195 nt
Organism: Passer montanus (Eurasian tree sparrow)
Lineage: Eukaryota; Metazoa; Chordata; Aves; Passeriformes; Passeridae
Gene: LENG1
Product: leukocyte receptor cluster member 1
Exons: 3
Coding region: 511-1239 (242 amino acids)
Source: RefSeq, a predicted model, not a curated record
CCUGCAGGACCCCCGAGUGUCCGAAGUAAACCUUUGAAGGAUAUCAGGCAAAUAUGGAGGCAAAUCCUUGAAAUGUGGAAAGAACUCGGGCCGGGAGUCUCCAAGGAGAUUUUGAGGGUUGCCUGAAGGGUUUUAGGGUUAUUUUGGGGGAUCCCGAGGGGAUCUGGGGAUUUUUUUGGGGAGGUUUCAGGGAUGCCCCUGCCUCCCCUCACGGCUCAAUAUGGCGGCGCUCCCACAAUGCGAGAAGGCGGGAAACCCUCCCGUCCGGCGUCUCCCCUAUAAGGAAGGCGAGUUAGCCAAUCAGAGGCGGGGAGGGGGCGGGACUACAGCGCUCGGCAAAUCAGAGAGCAACAACGGGGCGGUGCCAAAUAGCUGGGCGAAUCAGCGAGCGAGAGAAAGGCGGAGCGACAGGGGCUCGGCCAAUCAGAGCCGAGAGGGCGGCAAAGAGGGCGGUGCGGCCGCGGUGCCUCAGAGUCGCGGCCUGGUCCCGCUCCCGGCGCCGCCGCCGCCAUGAACAUCCUUCCGAAGAAGUCGUGGCACGUGCGGAACAAGGACAAUGUGGCGCGGGUGCGGCGGGACGAGGCGGCGGCCGAGGUGGAGCGGAGGAAACGGGAGGCGCGCGCGCUGCGGGCGGAGCAGGAGGCGAGGUGGAAAAAAGGGGAAUUUGAGGGAAACAGAGGGGGAUUUUCCCCAGGGAGGGUCUCACCCCGCAUCCCCCUCCCCAAUUCCCCCCAGGAACGCCGCGAGCGGGCCCUGGGGGUCCUGACCUACCUGGGCCAGAGCGCGGCCGAGGCCCAGACCUGCCCCCCCUGGUACCUGCAGCCCCCCAGGAAAGCUGGGGAGGGGUCCCGGGAGGUGCAGGGGGGGCGCAAGGCCGUGCUGGACCCUCUCCAGGACAUGAAGAAGGGGCUGCACCGAGCCCCCAGCCCCAAAAAAUCCCCCCAGCCUCGGCCAAGGAGCCCCCCCAGAGCCCCCCCUGAGAGGGGCGGGGGAGGAGGAGGGCUGGCGGAGCUGCGGCGGCAGCGCCUGGCGCGGGAGGCGGCGGAGGCGGCGCGGAGCCGGGAGCUGCUGGGGGGGCUCCGGGACCCCCCCGGGACCCCCCAAAACCGCCGGGACCCCCGGCAGCCCCCAGACCCCCGGGAGCCCCGGGCGCCCGAGAGGGGGCGCUACAACAGCCAGUUCCACCCGGCGCUGGCGCGGGGGGGGGAGCAAGCGCACCUGAGAGACAAAUCCCGCUGAAACCGCCCCAGAAUUCACCUGGAACCCCCCUGAAAUCGGUAAUGGGCUGUUCCACCCGGCGCUACAACAGCCAGUUCCACCCGGCGCUGGCGCGGGGGGGGAGCAAGCGCACCUGAGAGACAAAUCCCGCUGAAACCGCCCCAGAAUUCACCUGGAACCCCCCUGAAAUCGGUAAUGGACUGUUCCACUGUGCGCUGAGGCGGAGCAAGCGCAGCUGAGCCCCAAAUUCAGCUGGGAGCCCCCAAAAUUCACCUGGAACCUCCCCCCCGAAAUUCACUUGGAAGCCUCCUAAACUGGUAAUGGACAGUUCCACCCGGCGCUGGCGUGGGGGGGAAGCAAGCGCAGCUGAGAGCCCCAAAUUCAGCUGAAACCGCCCCAAAAUUCAACUGGAACCUCCCCAAAACCCCUCUGGAACCCCCAAAUUUGGGAAUAAAGGAAGGAAUUUUCACCGGGGGAAAUCUCACCCUGAAUCCCCCUCCCCAAUUUCCCCUCAGAAGUGGCUGAGAUUGGGAAGCUGGGGGUGGAAAAUGGCGGCAUUUGUGUGGGAAAGAGGGGGAAUUUGGGUGGAAAAAAGGGGGAAUUUGUGUAGAAAAAAGUGGAAUUUGUGUGGGAAAAAGGGGAAUUUGAGGGAACCCCAGGGGGAUUUUCCCCAGGGAGGGUCUCACCUGAAUCCCCCUCCCCAAUUUCCCCUCAGGAUUGGGAGGCUGGGGGUGGAAAAUGGCGGCAUUUGUGUGGGGAAAAGGGGGAAUUUGUGUGGAAAAAAGUGGGAAUUUGGGUGGAAAAAAGGGGAAUUUGAGGAAAACCUGGGGGGGAAACCCCCCAAAAUUCACCUGAGAGCUCCAAAAUUCACCUGGAACCCCCCCAAAAUCUACAAUGGACAGGUCCACCCUAAACUGGGUGGGGGGAAGGGGAUCAGGGAUCCCCCAAAAAUCUCCCUGAGACCCCCUCAGGACCCC